AAUAAUCCGGACCAUUAUUCUUAAAGAAACAAAAUCCCAAGCACAAAUGGGAGAAAUGGUCUAAUCGGUAAUUGUUGUCUGUAUUUACUCAAAUACACGCACCCUAUUGCUAUUGCCGGGGGAAAUGGUGGGUUUUCUGGAAAUAGAAUUAUAUAUAGAGCUGGUGCGAUGCAUCCGAGGUUUUUGUUCAUUUCUUUGGUGCAAUAAUUCAAUACCCUGAAAGGAAGAAAAAUAAAAAGAAAAUAACCCAGAAAAUUUGUCAAAGGGGGGGAAGAAAAAAUUGAAGUUAAUGGAAGGAUGUUCAAAUUUGAGAGAUGAUUCAUUGUUGCACGAAGUUGAAAAUGCUAAGGGGAAAGUUGGAUUUGGUUUUGAUCUCGAUUUUCCAAUUGAGGAAUGUAGGUUUGAUGCAUAUAAGGAAAGGCUAAGGAGCUUGUUUGAUCAACUACUUGUGGCUUUUAUGAGAGAAAAGUCUGUCAGCAAAUGCAUUAGGCCUCUUCCGGCUUUGUGCGAUGAUGGACAAGCAAUUGAUUUGUUUAAGCUCUUCUGGGUAGUUUGGAAAAUAGGUGGAUACAGUGCUGUUUCGAGGAAUAAAUUCUGGAGAUUUGUUGUAGAGGAAUGUGGAUUGAGCUGUGGAUCAAUUCCGUCCCUUAAGUUGAUUUAUAUGAAGUAUUUGAAUGAGUUGGAUCAAUGGUUGCGACAGGUUUUUGUAGAUAGGGAUCUGAAGGGUGAAGAGAAUGGCGUUGUUCAGAAAUUAGAAUUAUUGUGUCAGGAGUUGAAGACAAGGUUCUGUCUUCUGUCAUCGGAUAGACAAGAAGAGAUAGAAAAUGAUGUUCAGAAUGGAAAGGACAUCCAUUCUGUUAACAGUAUAAGUGAAUUACAUUCUUUGGAGAUAGGAAGAAUAACUGAGGGGGUGGAUGUUAAGGAACAUUUCUGUCGUGAUGAAUAUGAAAAAAUUUGCAAUAAUGAUGACCAAAAUCUUCCAUCCUCAGCCCAGAGGGUUGUUGAAAACGUCAUUUGUGAAAUGCAUGAUGAUUCAGAUAGAAGCAUUAACCAUGAUUUUGCUGCAGCAGCCAAGAGGAUAGUCAGAAAGGUUGUCAAUGAAGUACAUGGAUUUUCUAAAGGACAAAUUGAUUACAGAUAUCGAAAUUCUUGUCUUGAAGAUGAUGCUAACAUCGUGAUAUCGGCCAAGAAAGUUGUUGAGAAAGUCAUUGAAAAAGUACGUAAAAAUGCACAAAAAAAUGCUGAUGAUGAGUAUAAAAAAUUCUCUGCCCUAGACAAUGAUGGUAACCUGGCAUCAGCUAAGAAGGUGGUUGAGACAGUCAUUUGUAAUAUGCAGGUUCUUUCAUGUAACAUUACUGAGGAUGUUGGAAGGUUGAGUACCCAAAAUGACCAAGAUGCUGUGAUGUCAGCCGGUAGUGUCGUUGGGACUGUGUUUGAUUCUCAGAAGAGGAAACGAGAAUCUCAAUCUGUGUCGGAAAUGUUAAAUUGGCUCAUCCACACUGCGAAACAUUCUGAUGAUCCUGCAAUUGGGAAGAUACCCGAGUCUUCCAACUGGAAGGAUCAAGGUAAUGAAGAGUUGUGGUUCCAGUCUCUGCUAGUUCAUGAGGCGCUGUUGGUAAAAAGGCACGGUGAUAUAAGUACAGAUGAAUCUGUCCAUCAGGGCCAACAGAAGAAGCUUAGGAUGCAUCCUUCUAUGUAUGAAGAAGACAAUCUCGACCGCCAAGCUUCAGAGAAAGUAAGAUGCAGUAAAAGAGCUUCUUUAACAAAAUCUCUCUUGUGUUCAUGUUGCAAUGCACCCACGGUCACUAAAAGUAAAGUUGUUAACGGUCAAAUGGUAGGAGUCAGGAAUGGCACAAAAGAAUCUGUGGUGGUCUCUAUUGAGAUACCGCCUCUAGAUCCACAAGGUCCCAAUUCCUGUGGCAUGCCAGCAGAGAAGCAAGUUUCUGUGGGCCCUCUCUUUCAAGCCGGAGUCCCUGAAUGGACUGGUUUUCCCCUCAACAGUGAUUCUAAGUGGUUAGGAACAAAAAUGUGGUCCCCAGAAGAUGGUAGAAUCAAAUCCAUUGAUGAAUCGGAUCCUUUUACAAUGGGAAGACAGCAUAAAUGUUAUUGUCGAUUUCCACAUUCUGUUGAAUGUGUUAGGUUUCACAUUGCUGAGAAGAGGUUUAAGUUAAAGCACGAACUCGGUUCUCUGUUCUACCAUUGGCGAUUUGAUCGCAUGGGGGAGGAGGUUUCACUUUCAUGGACAAAAGAAGAGGAAAAGAGAUUCAAGGAUGCAAAAAGCGCACAUGCUUCUGUCCGAAAUAAGUUCUGGAACAAUGCUUCCCGAUUUUUACCUACCAAGACUCUGGAGAAAUUGGUUAGCUACUACUUCAAUGUUUUCCUCGUCCAGCGUAGAAGCUACCAAAACCGGGCAACGCCAAAUGAUAUUAACAGUGAUGAUGAUGAAAAGGGGUGUGGAUCCGUAGGCGAUAGUUUUGGGUGUCAAGCAGUUACGGUUCCUGGCUGGAAGUUACUUACAUGCACACAGAAUAACGAAUCUGCUGAUUUGGCGUAGUAUAUGACUGAGGUUCAUGCUUUUUCUGCAGUUUAUGCAUAACAUUAAGCUUCUAUAUUUACAGAUGCAGCAUUCACUACUACUGAAAAUGAUCGGCUUCUCCAAUAACAAAUAAUAGAGAUGGAAGAUGUGGCGAUUUGGUGGUGGAUGUGGCCGUCUUACCUAAUCCCAGACGAUCCGUAAUGCUUUCGCCGAGAACAAGCUAAAUUUUGCGGUCACAUACGGGAAAAUAGUAUCGGACUAUUGAGUUUCGACUUUAGUUAAUUGUGUAAUAUACAUAGACAAUCAACUGCAGAGAGGUCACCAAACUUGGUUUUUUUCUUUUUUCUUUUUUUCAUGUAACAUAAUCCUUUGUUCAUAAAAACACUUUUUGGUUUGUAGCCAUCUUUGUCACGAGCGCUCAUGCUUAGUGUUGUUUGAUGUGCCUGUUGGGAAUUUGGUUGAAUGUCUUUAGAACUAC
Messenger RNA from Olea europaea var. sylvestris, 3014 nucleotides. Its product is annotated as AT-rich interactive domain-containing protein 2-like. The record is from RefSeq and is a predicted model, not a curated record. Bases 290 to 2554 code for a protein of 754 amino acids. The transcript has 3 exons. Lineage: Eukaryota; Viridiplantae; Streptophyta; Magnoliopsida; Lamiales; Oleaceae. Gene Ontology annotation, molecular function: DNA binding.